Molecule: messenger RNA, 1830 nt
Organism: Jaculus jaculus (lesser Egyptian jerboa)
Lineage: Eukaryota; Metazoa; Chordata; Mammalia; Rodentia; Dipodidae
Gene: Saraf
Product: store-operated calcium entry associated regulatory factor
Exons: 6
Coding region: 55-1065 (336 amino acids)
Biological process (GO): regulation of store-operated calcium entry
Cellular component (GO): endoplasmic reticulum membrane
Source: RefSeq, a predicted model, not a curated record
GCAGCCACAGCGGGCCACCCGAGAGCGCCGCUCGGCCGCUGCUGCUCCCGCGCCAUGGCGGUGGCCCGCGGCCCGCGAGCUGCCCAGCGCCGCCCGCUGCUCGGCCUGCUCUGCUUGCUGCUGGUGGCCAGCCCUGCCGUGGGCUGGAACGACCCUGACAGAAUGUUGUUGCGGGAUGUGAAAGCUCUCACCCUCCACUAUGACCGUUACACUACCUCCCGGAGGCUGGAUCCGAUCCCACAGCUGAAAUGUGUUGGCGGUACAGCUGGAUGUGAUUCCUAUACCCCUAAAGUGAUACAGUGCCAGAACAAAGGCUGGGAUGGUUAUGAUGUACAGUGGGAGUGUAAGACUGAUUUAGACAUUGCAUACAAGUUUGGAAAAACCGUGGUGAGCUGUGAAGGCUAUGAGUCCUCUGAAGACCAGUAUGUGCUGAGAGGCUCCUGUGGUUUGGAGUAUAACUUGGAUUAUACCGAAAUUGGUCUGAAGAAGCUGAAAGAGUCUGGAAAUCACCCUGGCUUCUCUUUCUCUGAUUUUUAUUAUAAGUUUUACUCUGCAGAUGCCUGUUGCGUUGGUGGAUUGGUUACCAUUGGGGUCCUGCUUACCAUUGCUUUUGUCGUCUAUAAGAUGUUCCUUAGUGAUGGCCAAAGCUCACCAUAUUCAGAGUAUCCUCCAUAUUCCCAGCGUUACCAGCGGUUUAGCAACUCAGCAGGACCCCCUCCCCCAGGCUUUAAGACUGAGUUCACAGGACCACGUGCUACUGGCCAUGGUACAACUUCUGGUUUUGGGAGUGCUUUUGCAGGACAAGGGUAUGAAAAUUCAGGGCCAGGUUUCUGGACUGGACUGGGAACUGGAGGAAUACUAGGAUAUCUGUUUGGCAGCAAUAGAGCCUCAACACCCUUUUCAAACUCAUGGUACCACCCAGCUCACCCUCCUUCAUACUCCAGCCCAUGGAAUAAUCGCGCUUACUCCCCACUUCAUGGAGGCUCGGGCAACUACUCGGCAUGCUCCAACUCCGAUGUGAAAACCAGAACCGCGUCAGGAUAUGGUGGCACUAAAAGACGAUAAAUGAGAAACCUGGAGGUAAACACUGGAUGAAAAGUUUCUGACUUCAUCACUUUCUCGUUAAAGUGUUACCCGCUAACACCUGGAUAAAGGGACUACCUUAAAGUUCUGUGAUGUUUUGUCCUUGUAUAGCUUUUUGUAUCCAAUUGCUUGUGGCCAAGAGUCGAUAUGUGACAAAAUGCUUACGUAUUGUAUGUUAGUGUAACAUGCAGAUGUGUACUGUAAUUUUUGAAAGUGAUGGUUACUGUGAAAUGCUGACCAUGUGUCGUUUAUUUAUAAAACCUGUGAUGCCAUAGGGAGCAUUAAGAAUGCAGGCUAUAUAGAAUUAGAGACUGCUAACAGAAAAAGUUGAGCUUAGGUGAUAUUAAUUGAUGAGACUUUACCUCAGAAAGAGUUACAUUCUAUUUGGUAUUAAAGUACUUCUUGUUUGCGGUUUUCAAAUGUUUAAACCAAGCUUUAUUAAUUAUGCUGAUUUGUAGGUUUAAAUCACCCUUGAACUCCUGAGCUUUGAACUGUCCUGUGGUGGUGAGGCUUUAAUAAGUGAGCACUACCUUUUAUAGGAAAUGGUAGAAAAUAAGGAAACAAGGUUGUUAUCAGUGAUUGUGUGCUCAUAAAAAUGGUUGGAAUCUCCAUUUCCUUAUAAAAUUCAAAUGCUUCAGCAAAAGUUCUUGAAUAGCAAAAGCAUGCAGUUCUCUGUGGAAUCUUAAAUAUUGUUGUAAUAGUCCGUUUCAGUCUUACAUUAAAAUGACAAUAAAUAAAAAGAAACAA